AUGAGCAGUCUCAAUUUCGGCAUGGAGAAACUGACGCUUUCCACGAACGACCGCACGGCUCCCAUUACCGACCACGAGAUCAUCGACGUCGAUGCAGAACUCGACAGAGACGAUGGGGAACACUUGGAGGAAUUCCAAACCGGCGGUGGACCAGUCGUCUUGAUCUUAUGUGGACUCAUUGCCUCUGGCAAAAACGAACUUCAAUGCAUCGUGAGUGCUAUUAACAUUGGUCAUACUAUUUUCAACGAGUACCGAACGAGCGUCCCCGGUACCCGUUGUGGGAGGGAGUCAACCGCGUCUGAGACGCGGGGUUCUCUUCUCUUCUACCAGCUACAACGAUUCCACUGGAUCAAGAUAGCGCGUGAGUUCCCCGGCACACUGAUCUGGGUCAUCGUUUUCGAUACUCCCUACGAGGUCUGCGUUGCCAGAUUGCAUGAACGGACAAAUCACCCAACAAUAACAAGCAUCGAACUAGGCCUCUCAGUCCUCUCCCGCUUCGCCGCUGACUUCGAACCACCCGAAUCUCACGAAGGCUAUGAUAGGAUUUUGUAUCUCAAACCGGAGGAUCACCCAUCGGCUUUGUACACCCGUUCCGAGUUGGCUGGGAUCUUGGAACGUGUUAGGGAUUCUAAGCCAGUGGUAGCCGCACCACCUGCUGCCGCGAUGUCGUCCUUUGGUGGAGCCCCGCCGAGUAGAGGCGAGUAUGGGGUCAGUAUCACUAUCGUGGAGGAGGUAGAGGCCAGUGGCACCAUCAUGAUCAUGGCGGAGGAAGGGGGAGAGGCGGAUGGGCAUCUGGACGCGGACUGUAUAACCAUAGUCCAGGGCACAGUCGCGGUGGUUUUGCCACAGGACUGUCCACAUCGUUCCGGGGAUGGAACGUUGGACCGCUCCGUGGUGGGAGGACCGCCGACCGGGGUUGGCCGGGAGUAA
Coprinopsis cinerea okayama7#130 is the source of this 930-nucleotide messenger RNA. RefSeq lists its product as hypothetical. The record is from RefSeq and is a predicted model, not a curated record. The transcript is spliced from 6 exons. Lineage: Eukaryota; Fungi; Basidiomycota; Agaricomycetes; Agaricales; Psathyrellaceae. Bases 1 to 930 code for a protein of 309 amino acids.